Molecule: messenger RNA, 1682 nt
Organism: Alnus glutinosa
Lineage: Eukaryota; Viridiplantae; Streptophyta; Magnoliopsida; Fagales; Betulaceae
Product: double-stranded RNA-binding protein 2
Exons: 3
Coding region: 304-1473 (389 amino acids)
Molecular function (GO): double-stranded RNA binding
Source: RefSeq, a predicted model, not a curated record
AAUAAUCCCCACAAACCCAACUCCACUACUACCAAAUUACCCCUCUCUCUCUCUCUCUCUCUCUCUCUCUCUCAGACCUCCCCCCAUCCUCCAUCUCUCUCACACUUUCUCUCUCGCCGUCGCCGGAGGAUACAGUCUCAAAGUCUGAACCGCUGUUGUUUCAAUCGGACCGGGAAACCGCGGAUCCGAUCUGGCUCCGAGAAAAGCCUACUCUGAGAAAGUGGCGAGGUUGAUUUGUAGUAGAGAGUGAGGAGAGGAUAGAAUAGAAAAGCGAGAGUGAGGGAGAGAGGGAGAGCUGAAGAAAUGUACAAGAACCAGCUUCAAGAGCUGGCCCAGCGGAGCUGCUUCAACCUCCCCUCCUACACGUGCAUUCGAGAAGGUCCGGACCACGCGCCCAGGUUCAAGGCCACCGUCAACUUUAACGGCGAGAUCUUCGAGAGCCCCCACUACUGCUCCACCCUCCGCCAGGCCGAGCACUCCGCCGCCGAGGUCGCCCUCAACUCCCUCUCCAACCGCGGGCCCUCCCACUCUCUGGCCGCCAGGAUCCUGGAUGAGACCGGGGUUUACAAGAACCUCUUGCAGGAAAUUGCACAGAGAGUUGGAGCGCCAUUACCACAAUACACGACCUUCAGAUCAGGACUUGGACACCAACCCGUUUUCACAGGGAUAGUGGAAUUGGCUGGAAUCACAUUCACAGGAGAACCUGCCAAGAAUAAGAAACAAGCAGAGAAAAAUGCAGCUAUGGCAGCUUGGUCAUCUCUAAAACAAUUGGCAAAAGAACCUGCAAGUUCUUCAUCUGAACCCGAAAACAGUGAUGAGCUGGAACAGAUCACAAUAGCACGGGCUUUACUGAACUACCGUUCGAAGGAAAAGAUGGCAAUAAGUAACCCCAAUGCUCUAAUACUAUUUCCAAGGAAGUUUCCCAUCCAGAGCCACAGACCAACUAGUCCACAGACUCCCCCUGCUACCACAUCAAAGAUCCUCCCCUUAAUUUGCCAGAGGACAGCUCAUCGGAACAGACUCCCAUCAACAACAGCAAACGACAGCCAAGUGCCACCACGGCAGCCUCCUGCACUGGAAGCCCGUGGGACCCGUCCUCAGAAGUUCCCUGCAGCAGGAGCAGCUCCUUAUGUUCCCAUCCGACAAAUUAGGACACCUUGUCAUGGUGUUGCACCGCCAGUGACAAUAAGGAGUGCAGUGCCUGCUUACGCUGCCCCACCACAUCCACCAUUGAUGCAGGCUCCACCUGUCCGAAUUGCUCCUCCGGUCUCCAUUAGGCAGGCUAUUCUAGUACAUGCUGCUCCACCUCACAAAGAAGAUCAUCCUCCUGUUCAAAAAGACGAACCUCCAGCUGCUGCUGCUCCGGCCCCUGCAAGUCAAUUACCAGCUCUAGUAAAAGAAACUCGGAUCACGACUACAAGCAAUUCAAAUGAAUCUGAGACAGUACAAAGCCUUGAACAGCUCAAAAUCUAAUGAUGGUUAAGGAGGACUUGAAUUGAGGGAAAGCUGUGUUAGGGUUUUGUGGUGGUCUGAAGUUUGCCUUGUCUAUCUUUUCUCCUCUGUUAUAUGAGUGUUCUUACUUUAGCUCUCUUUUUUGGUUCCCGUUUCCAUCUUUGUUUUAUUAAAAGCUACAGCGCAGGUUAAAUUAGUAUCAGCAUUUUCAUAUCUCUGCCAUUCAACAA